Solanum lycopersicum (tomato) is the source of this 1226-nucleotide messenger RNA. Its product is annotated as protein DMP3. Gene Ontology annotation, biological process: endomembrane system organization. The record is from RefSeq and is a predicted model, not a curated record. Lineage: Eukaryota; Viridiplantae; Streptophyta; Magnoliopsida; Solanales; Solanaceae.
AGACUCAACUCAACCAGAGAUUUCUCCCUCAUCGCUUACAGAAAAAAGCUAUAUGCUGUUUAUAUUGCGAAAUCUAACAGUGUAGUUUGUCCCUUCGGGGACAUCCGAUAAAAUUGGAACGAUACAGAGAAGAUUAGCAUGGCCCCUGCGCAAGGAUGACACGCACAAAUCGAGAAAUGGUCCAAAAUUUUUUUUGCCAUUCUUUUCAAGCUCCAUUGUCAAAUUUUCGGGGGGUUUUGAAGUCGCCUAUCUGAGAAACCAUUGUUAGGCAUGGACGUGAAGCGCGAAAAUUGGUUGAUGGGAGAACUGAUUGUGCUUGCAAUAAAAGGGAAGAACAGACACACUGAAUGAAUGAAGAUCUAGAAUCUAGAUAAUGGCACAUGAAGGAAGACAUGAGAGUCAUUUUGGACAAGCAAGAAGUUUCCUCAAUAGUAUAAUAUAUAGUGCUGAUAGAUGGACAUGUCUCUACGAGCCAGAUCAACUUCCUCUAAACAAACAUCCACAGAUGCAUCAGAAAUUCCAUUACUUCCAACAAGCAACAACGAUCAUGAAGCAGAGCGUCCAGCUAUACCGCGACCAUCAAUUUCCCAACGUGCCUUAGAAAGCACAGCACAUUUAGCCAACCUACUCCCAACAGGAACUCUCUUAGCAUUCCAAUUACUAAUCCCAAUUUUCACCAACAACGGAUCGUGUGACACUGCAUCUCGUCCAUUGACAUUAGUCCUCCUUGCACUACUCGCAUUUUCGUGCUUUUUAGCUUGUUUCACCGAUAGUUUCAAAGCACCAGACGGGCAAAUUUACUACGGAUUAGCUACUUUCAAAGGUUUAUGGAUUUUCGAUUAUCAGGCAGCUUCGAUUUCUGGUGUGCCUGGUGAAUUGAGCAGGUAUAGAGUUGGUUUUAUUGAUUUUGUUCACGCUAUUCUCUCUGUUCUUGUAUUUGUUGCUGUGGCUUUGAGAGAUAAAAAUGUGGUGAAUUGCUUUUAUCCUACACCAGAUCAUGAAACAAAACAGGUACUUGAUGUUGUUCCUAUUGGAAUUGGGGUAAUUUGUAGUUUGUUAUUUGUAGUUUUUCCAACUAGGAGACAUGGAAUUGGCUUCCCUGUUACACCUGAUAAACGCUGAAAUCAAAGCCAAUUAUUGUUGUUAUUUGCUAAUUCAUUCAUUUGUUUAAUGUUUUGUAAAGUCAUAUUAUUGUGUAUAUGCUAAUAAUAAAGUUUUUAACAUAA